Messenger RNA from Jatropha curcas, 1439 nucleotides. RefSeq names its product ovate family protein 14 (gene OFP14). Lineage: Eukaryota; Viridiplantae; Streptophyta; Magnoliopsida; Malpighiales; Euphorbiaceae. The record is from RefSeq and is a predicted model, not a curated record. Gene Ontology annotation, biological process: negative regulation of DNA-templated transcription.
GCCAGAUUUAUUACCAUAUUUAGAACAAUAAUUAAUUUAAGUCCAUAAAUCUCUCCCUCCUCUUAAUUUAAUUUUGCUUCAACAACCCCAAAAUAUAAUUUUCCAUAAAAGAGUCAAAUUUGAAAAAAACAGCAAUUACUACAAGUCGUCCCUUCUGUUAUUUUUUACUAACUUUCUACUUAAUGCAUUAAAGAAACGCAUAUUUCUUUUCAAACCUCCAUAUCUUUUAUGCAUACAAAUAGCUCAGAGUCAGAAACCCCUACCACCAACAAUAUAUACCAUUCUUUGUCUCAGCCGGAAAACCAAGAACCCAUCAACAAAAUGCCAAAGAAACUCCAAAAAGCCCUUCAACUAUACCUUUCUAAAAUAAAAAAUCCUAACCCUUCUAAAAGCUGGGUGUUAUCAGGCUGCAAAUACCCUAAAACCCCUUCUAGUCGUUACCAUAGUCAAGAAAAUCAACAAAACAGCAGUAGCAGAGAUGGCGCUGCUACGCUCUCCGAUGUUGAUCGCUUUCUUAUAGAGAAUUUUAAGUCUCUUUAUGUGAAAAACGACGAUGAAUUUGGUUCUCGUCGUAAAGUUGAUGAAGACGGAGAGUAUGAUCAGUGUUAUUACGAUCAAAGCCCUAAGGUUAUAUAUGACUCUCCCAAAACAAACUUUGAGUUACCACCUGACCUCGUUGGGUCCCACCGAUUUUUUGUAACGGCUGGAUCAUCCAGCUCGCUUAUCGAGGAAGCACGGUCAAGUCUUACCACCACUGCCACUGCCACCACCACCACCACCACCUCUUCGGAAGAAGAGCGACCAAGUUCUUCUAAUUCUAUAGCAAGUAAUAAUACACUAAAUCUUAAUGAUUCUGCUAGAAAUUCUAAAGGAAACGAGAACGGCGUAGAGCUCCCUGACGACUGUAUCGCCGUUAUACAGUAUUCUGCAAGUCCUGCUGAUGAUUUCCGGCGGUCGAUGCAAGAAAUGGCAGAAUCAAGAAUUGAACGAGAAGGAAAAAUGGAUUGGGAUUUCAUGCAAGAACUUUUGUAUUGUUAUUUGGAUUUAAAUGAGCAGAAGUCUCAUAAGUUUAUAUUAAACGCUUUUGUGGAUCUUGUUGUCAGUUUGCGACAACGUUCGGAUGAAGCUCCGGCGAAGUCACGGAGGAGUUCUCGAAGUGCAAGAGAGAGGAGAAGGAGAUUGAGGAAUGUUACGUAAGGUUUUGGCUAUGGAUAUGGGUUUAAUUUAAUUUUCUUUAAAGAAUAUAUUUAUUAGUAUACAAGAAAGAAAAAAAUAUAUUAAACUGGUAUUUGGUCUUAAUUGCCGUAGGCGUCACAUGCAAAAAGCAAUAUUUAUAUGUGGAUGAGUAAUUUUCGAGACCAAAACUAGUUUGUUUAUGAUUUUUGUUUUGUAAUGUUUUGGUUAUUCUGUUGCUCAGAGAUUGCGGGUGGUUGGUCUCA